UCGCUGGCGCUUGUUGAUGAUGUCGCCGUGGUGCCCCAAGGAAGGAUUGGCCGAGGCUGGUCUCGCAGUGAUGAUUCCCGGGAGCAAGGCGGAAGCGUACGGGACGCCGUAGGGCGGAGGCGGGAGAGGCGAGGGUCGCGAUGAGUGGGCUCGGCCGGCUCUUCGGGAGGGAGAAGAAGGAGAGGGGGCCAACCCCUGAAGAGGCAAUACAGAAACUGAAGGAGACGGAGAAGAUAUUGAUCAAGAAACAGGAAUUUCUGGAGCAGAAGAUUGAACAGGAGCUACAAACUGCCAAGAAGCAUGGGACCAAGAAUAAGAGAGCCGCCCUACAGGCUUUGCGGAGGAAGAAAAGGUUGGAACAGCAGCUGGCACAAACCGACGGGACAUUAUCCACCCUGGAGUUUCAGCGUGAGGCCAUUGAGAAUGCCACCACCAAUGCAGAAGUGCUUCGUACCAUGGAGCUUGCUGCCCAAGGCAUGAAGAAGGCCUACCAGGACAUGGACAUUGACAAGGUGGAUGAACUGAUGGCUGACAUCACAGAACAACAGGAGGUGGCCCAGCAGAUCUCAGAUGCCAUUUCUCGACCCGUGGGAUUUGGAGACGAUGUGGAUGAGGAUGAACUGUUGGAGGAGCUAGAGGAGCUGGAGCAGGAGGAAUUGGCCCGAGAGUUGUUACAUGUGGGCGACAAGGAGGAGGAACCCCCAGUCACACUGCCCAGUGUACCCUCUACACGUCUUCCUGCAGGGCCAGCUCCCAAAACGGAUGAAGAUGAAGAAGCACUAAAGCAGUUGGCUGAGUGGGUGUCCUGAUGAGUCUGGGCUUGUCUACCUGACGCUGCCUUCAUUGUUCUCUUUUCCUUAAGUGCCAAAUGCUAAGCUAAAGGAACAUGGCCUUGUUGGGAGGUCCUGCUGAGGGUGGUAGUGUGACCCUGCCUGAGAAAAGGGUCUGUCGCCCUCCCAUCCCUGGCUCAACCCUGAAGAAGGAUCUUGGUGCAGGAGGAGCCCCUGGGCUCCCUUUGAUAGCAGUUACAGUGCCCUCGUUCGCAAUAAAAUUGGGCGGAUGGAACCCUAGUGCUUAUACUGCCUUGUCUACAACUGAAA
Messenger RNA from Balaenoptera musculus (blue whale), 1100 nucleotides. It is a transcript of the gene CHMP4A, whose product is annotated as charged multivesicular body protein 4A. The transcript has 6 exons. NCBI's taxonomy places the organism in Eukaryota, Metazoa, Chordata, Mammalia, Artiodactyla, Balaenopteridae. Bases 141 to 809 code for a protein of 222 amino acids. Gene Ontology annotation, biological process: vesicle budding from membrane; late endosome to vacuole transport via multivesicular body sorting pathway. Gene Ontology annotation, cellular component: multivesicular body; cytoplasmic side of plasma membrane; ESCRT III complex. The record is from RefSeq and is a predicted model, not a curated record.